Messenger RNA from Merops nubicus (carmine bee-eater), 329 nucleotides. RefSeq names its product MEF2B neighbor (gene BORCS8). Gene Ontology annotation, cellular component: BORC complex. The transcript is spliced from 4 exons. NCBI's taxonomy places the organism in Eukaryota, Metazoa, Chordata, Aves, Coraciiformes, Meropidae. The annotation marks the transcript as partial. The record is from RefSeq and is a predicted model, not a curated record.
UGACAGACAAGUUCACGGAGAGCAUGUACGUCCUGGCCAACGAGCCUUCCGUGGCCCUCUACCGGCUGCAGGAGCACGUCCGCAGGUCGCUGCCCGAGCUGGCCCAGCACAAGUCUGACAUGCAGAGCUGGGAGGAGCAGAGCCAAGGAGCCAUCUACACCGUGGAGUACGCCUGCAGUGCCAUAAAGAACAUGACUGACAGCAGUGUGUACUUCAAGAGCAUCGACAGCCUGCUGAAGCAUGCCAUAGCCAUGAAGGACCAGCUGAAUGCUGCCCAGGGCCGCAGCACUGCUGCCCCACAAGCCAAGAAUCCCCCAACCAGUUCCUGA